AUAUUUAGGAAAAAGAAAAGGAGAAUGGUGAGAAUAUUGGGUUACUCAGAGACAGCACUAGUGAGCAUUACCAACGGCAAUCAUCCUAUUCUCCGAAAAAGAGCAUAUCAUAAUCCUCCAAAUAAAUUCCCAGUUCAUCAACUCUCAUUUCCUGCUUUAAUCAAUCGCAACUUCAAAACUUUAGCAAUGUCGCAAAACCUAGAUAACCAGCCACAGAAAAUAAGUGUACUCAAUGAUCACCAUGAGAAGCUAGUUGGGUUGCUACAUGAUACAGGAUCCAAAGAUAUUGUAGUAGUCUGCCAUGGGUUCACGGGUCGAAAGGAGAACAAAAUGGUGGCAAACAUUUGUGGUGCAUUGGAGACGGAAGGAAUAAGUGCCUAUCGGUUUGACUUUUCUGGAAAUGGAGAAAGUGAUGGUUCUUUUGCCUACGGCAACUACAUGAAAGAGGUGGAAGAUAUAUAUGCUGUUGUCAAGCAUUUUAAUGCGGCAAACCGUACUGUGAGUGCAAUUGUAGGGCAUAGUAAAGGAGGUGAUGUUGUCUUGUUGUAUGCUUCAAAGUAUCAUGAUAUGCGCACGGUUGUCAAUCUAUCUGGGCGGUAUGACUUAAAAAAAGGCAUAGCAGAACGUUUGGGUGAAGACUUCAUGGAAAGAAUCAAGAAGGAUGGAUAUAUUGAUGUUGAGUGUCAAAAAACAGGAAAGGUAUUGUACCGUGUGACAGAAGAAAGCUUGACGGAUCGCUUGAAUACGGAUAUGCAUGAGGCAUCCCUUAAGAUUGAGAAAUAUUGCAGGGUCUUGACUGUUCAUGGAUCUGCUGAUGAAAUCAUCCCUGUUGAAGAUGCAUAUGAGUUCUCUAAGAUACUAGUGAACCAUAAAUUACACAUCAUAGAAGGAGCAAAUCAUUCUUUCUCUGAACAUCAAGAGAAGGUCGUCCCAGUUGUCAUCGACUUCAUCAAGUCUUGCAUGCAGCAAAACAGUGAAAGUUGUAGCUAGGUUUACGUCAGUAGCGUGCCCAUUCUUUGAGAUUUUCUAGAGAGCCGAGUCUUCGAGGUUUUACCGUUUUAGCAUGGGAGCUACCAUUGGUACUAUUGAAUGAUCUGAAUUUUCUCAACCUUCUGGAAGCUCAGAUAUUUUGUGGCUUAUACUUUCUCUUGGCCGUGAAGUUUAAAUCAUUGAGUCGUUCAUUACCAACUGUUAUUUCAAAUUGAAGCACGAGACAAUUAAAUCAGCUUUAAUUCUAUAUUGCGAUAAUGAUAGCUACAA
Molecule: messenger RNA, 1260 nt
Organism: Beta vulgaris subsp. vulgaris (sugar beet)
Lineage: Eukaryota; Viridiplantae; Streptophyta; Magnoliopsida; Caryophyllales; Amaranthaceae
Exons: 8
Coding region: 25-990 (321 amino acids)
Cellular component (GO): cytosol
Source: RefSeq, a predicted model, not a curated record